AUGAUUAACACAGGGAAGCUGGCUGGUCGUACUAUUUUCAUUACAGGAGCUUCGAGGGGCAUUGGUAAAAGUAUAGCAUUAAAAGCAGCGAAAGAUGGUGCAAAUAUUGUUAUUGCAGCAAAAACUGCCGAGCCCCAUCCAAAGCUACCGGGUACUAUUUAUACGGCAGCUAAUGAAAUCGAAGCAGCUGGUGGCAAAGCUCUUCCUUGUGUCGUCGAUAUUCGUGAUGAAAAACAAGUGCUUAAUGCGGUGGAAAGUGCAGUUGCUAAAUUUGGCGGUAUAGAUGUUGUCGUGAACAAUGCGAGUGCCAUUUCUUUGACAGGUACUUUGGCGACCGACAUGAAGAGAUACGACUUGAUGAAUAAUAUCAACGCAAGGGGAACUUUUCUCGUCUCGAAAGCUUGUAUACCGUAUCUGCAAAAAAGCACAAAUCCGCACAUAGUUAACAUAAGCCCGCCAUUGAACAUGAAACCGAUUUGGUUUAAAAAUCAUGUUGCAUACACAAUGGCUAAGUAUGGGAUGUCUAUGUGUGUUCUCGGCAUGGCAGAGGAAUUGAAAGACGAUAAAAUUGCGGUAAAUGCCGUUUGGCCAAAUACAGCGAUACAUACCGCUGCAAUGGACAUGCUAUCAGGUUCAGAAUCCAAAAGGUUUUGCCGAAAACCCGAAAUUAUGGCAGACGCGGUAUACGCGUUGCUUUGUAAAGACAGCCAGUCUCUAACUGGACAGUUUAUGAUUGAUGAAGACAUAUUAAGAAACGAAGGUAUCACGGAUUUUACCAAUUAUGCCUGUGAUCCAGAAAACAAGGAUAGUUUAAUGCGGGACUUCUUUUUGAAUGAUGAUAUUCCGAAUUCGCCACAUAUUGGUGAUAAGAGUAGCAAACUAAGUAGCGGUGAAACUGGCAAGAUACCACGUAUAUUUAAUGCGAUCGAAACAAACUUAAGUAGCGAGCUAGUGAACAAAACUGGCGCUAUAUAUCAAUUUAACAUAAAAGGAGACGAAGCCGGAACAUGGUUCAUUGAUCUAAAAAAUGGAAAAGGUGCUAUUGGUAAAGGAGAACCGAGUCAGCCAGCAGAUGCAACAUUCACAAUGGAGUCGAGCAAUUUCUUUGCUAUGUUUUCAGGAAAACUGAAACCUGCUGCCGCAUUUAUGUCAGGCAAAUUAAAUAUAAGUGGAAAUUUACAGAAAGCAAUGAAAUUGGAAAAAUUGAUGAACAGUUUAAAAUCAAAAUUGUAAGAUUAAAAGUGUUGUUACUGGAGUAUUUUUCACAUGUCUUCUAAAAUAUUUUUAUCAUGUACAUAUAAUAUUUUUUGUAUCAAACAUGAAAGAAGGUUUUUUUAUUAAAAGCUAAUAAUAAAUGAAUAUUUUAUAUGCGUAUUGAGAAAUGUGCAAUUCUUGUCUCUCAUAGGAGAGGAAAAUAAAACAUGUUGUACUUUC
Molecule: messenger RNA, 1434 nt
Organism: Ooceraea biroi (clonal raider ant)
Lineage: Eukaryota; Metazoa; Arthropoda; Insecta; Hymenoptera; Formicidae
Gene: Hsdl2
Product: Hydroxysteroid dehydrogenase like 2
Cellular component (GO): mitochondrion
Source: RefSeq, a predicted model, not a curated record